UCCGGGCGCCUCUCGGCGGGACCGGAAGCGGCGGUGCCCGGGCCGCCGUGAGGGACGCACGGUGCCGCUGGCCGCCCAGCCGGCGCGGAACUGGACAGGACGGCGGUGGUCAAGGCGAGCGGGCAGCUGGCGAGAUGGCGACGGGCGCGGACGUGCGGGACAUCCUGGAGCUGGGCGGGGUGGAGUCGGAGAACACGGGCACCAUCAACAAGAAGGACAUCAUCAACUCGGAUAAGAAAAAAUCCAAGAAAUCUUCAGAGACGUUGACAUUUAAGAGGCCAGAAGGAAUGCACCGAGAAGUUUAUGCACUCCUCUACUCUGACAAAAAGGAUGCGCCUCCGCUGCUGCCAAGUGACACAACUCAGGGUUAUCGAACUGUCAAAGCAAAACUGGGGUCCAAGAAAGUCCGGCCUUGGAAGUGGAUGCCCUUCACCAACCCAGCAAGAAAAGAUGGGGCGAUGUUCUACCACUGGAGGAGAGCAGCAGAGGAGGGGAAGGACUACCCGUUUGCCAGGUUCAAUAAAACAGUGCAGGUACCCGUCUACUCGGAGCAGGAGUACCAGAUGUAUCUCCACGAUGAUGCAUGGACCAAAGCCGAGACAGACCACCUCUUCGACUUGGCUCGGCGUUUCGACCUGCGCUUCGUGGUGAUUCAUGACCGCUAUGAUCACCAGCAGUUCAAGAAAAGGUCAGUGGAGGACCUGAAGGAACGAUAUUACCAUAUCUGUGCCAAGCUGGCUAACAUUCGUGCAGCUCCGGGCACAGACCUGAAAAUCCCGGUCUUCGAUGCUGGCCAUGAGAGGAGGAGGAAGGAACAACUGGAAAGGCUGUACAACAGGACACCAGAACAGGUGGCAGAAGAAGAAUACCUCAUUCAGGAGCUCCGCAAAAUUGAAACGAGGAAGAAAGAGAGAGAGAAGAGAACACAAGAUCUGCAGAAACUCAUCACAGCAGCUGACACCACCACUGAACAGAGACGUGCUGAACGCAAGGCUCCCAAGAAGAAGCUUCCACAGAAGAAGGAGACAGAGAAGCCUGCCGUUCCUGAGACUGCUGGCAUCAAGUUUCCUGACUUCAAAUCUGCAGGUGUCACGCUGCGAAGCCAGAGGAUGAAACUGCCAAGCUCGGUGGGACAGAAGAAGAUUAAAGCCCUGGAGCAGAUGCUGAUGGAACUCGGAGUAGAUCUCAACCCUAUGCCCACGGAGGAGAUUGUGCAGAUGUUCAACGAGCUGCGGAGUGACCUGGUGCUGCUGUAUGAGCUGAAGCAAGCUUUUGCCAACUGUGAAUAUGAGCUGCAGAUGUUACGGCACCGCUAUGAGGCGCUGGCCAAAGCUGGCAGUAUUGGCCCCCUCAGUGUGGAAGGUGCCCACCCAGAUGGCCAGGCAGGGCUCGGCAUCGAGGAGGGCAAGGGAGAUGCCAAGGACCAGAUCAUUGAUGUAGUAGGAGCACCACUGACCCCCAACUCGGUGAGGAGGAAGGUUGGGGGGGCAGAACAGGGAGCACUCAGGUCUCCGACGCAGAUGCCCUGACGAGCACUGGGGAUGCUGCCCUGCCCUCCCUCCAGGCGUGCACGUCCAAGGGAGCACAGCACGCCCGUUUCCCCAAGUCCCAGUGCUCUCUGGGCUCGUCUCCUGUGCUGGACAGUGUUCUUGGUGCUAUAGGUGGGGUCAGCAGGUCUUUCUACAUCCUGCAUGCAGGCAGAUGGCUUGAUGUGGGUGCCACCGUGGACCAAAGCAGCGAGGCUUUGGGUGACGAGAGCUUGCACCAGGGCAGCAACAGUGAUGCCAGUACAGCUGCAGGCCUGAGGCAUUUUCCUUCUAGACACAGCCCCAUAAGGGCUGCUCAGCAGAGGGAAGCAAGUGGGAAAAGCAGCCUUGAUAUAAUGAGCCAUGACUUGCCCGAGUCCCUGGAGCUGAGGGGGUAGCCCACCCUGAGGCAGGAGGCUGGGGAAGGAGAGAGGCAUCUGAAGAGCAAAGGGUUGUUUCUCUGCCCCACUGCCAGUGCUGAGGAAGGAAAGCCAGACCUAGGGGUUCUGGAAGCCACUGAAGCUUCAACCACGAGCCCUGCGGCAGUGUCCUGCGCAUGCUGUAAAUCCAUCACUAGCUCUCUCCUCCCUACCUCCCCGAGGGUAGGCUGCCAGCCCCUCACCACUGCCUCAGGGCCGAGGGUACGCCUGGGGGUCAGCCAAGGUUGCUUUCCCCUCUGUGCAGUCCUCUGGCACAGCUGAGCUGAACUGCCUGAUGAAAAGCUGCCCGUCUCCACGCAGUGGCAUCCCCGCCGCCUCAGACAAACUGCCCCGGUAGCGUCACAGACCUUUCCUUUCUCAAAUGUAUAAUGUAUUAUUGCAGGAUAUGGAGAACACCUUAUCUGUCAACGGCAGAGGUGACACAUUAAUCUGGACUCGAGUAAUGUCCUAUUCAAUUGUGACAAUGUGGAGUCAUAAGGAAGCGUUCCGCUGAGACAGGUUCAUGUUUGCAAAGGAGUCUUCUGAAUCUUUUUUUCACUGCAUUCCAUCCCCAGUGUCACCCCUCCAUGCGGUCCAGAGUAUGUCCUGCUUUGGAAACCUCUUGGGCUGGUUCACAACGCACCUGCUUUCCCUUGGGACUGCUCCUUGGGAAGGUGGGAGAGGAGGUGGUGGCGGUGGCCAUGGCUGCAGGAGGAGGGAGCCCCAGUGUGUGACCACAUCCUUCCUCAGCGCCACCUCCUGCAGCUGGAAACAAAGAGGUGGGCCCAGGCAGCGCAGAGAGGGUUAAACUGACCUGGUCUCUGACAUAUUUGAAAGAAAUAUAAUCAAGUUAAUUCACUGCAAGGCAAAUUCAGUACCUAAAGGGCCUCCAUGUUAAAUACAGCACUGACCUUUACCGGCUGAUUACACAAAGACGACACAAUUAGAUUAGUCCAAGACAAAAGGUCAAGCACAUUCACACUGUGACCAUUUUAUGUUACCUUUUGAGGGGGGAAAAAUUACAUCCCAGCUGGAGGGGUAUCUUGGGGAGAAGGGGAACGGGGCUGCUGUGCCAUGUUCUGCCUGGCUCAGGCAUGUUUGGAGAGUUGGGCAUGGCCUAACACAGCGCUUGCCUUGUACCUUUCUGACAGCUCUGGGUGCUCAGGCAGCGUGAGGGACCGGCGGCUCGUGGCCCACAACCAUCUUUUCUCAAGGAUGGACUAAGCUGGUUGGAGGCCGGGUGUUGCUGGUGUUCCCUGCCCUGCCCCAGUGCCUCACACUUGGUGUCACAGUUAAAAAAUCAGCACCUGGAAGGCUGGGGGGUGGCUGGGGCAGUCCUGCUGGGCUGCAUGGCAGUGCCCGCACCCUGCAGAGCUGGUAGCACCAACACGCAGCUGUUUUUUGGGCAGGUGGUGUGCUGGGGCACAGCCUGCCUGCUCAGCAGCGUGCCAUGCUCCUUUGCCUCCUGCAGUGUCUGUGGGUGACCGCCUGCCCUGCGCCCCACCAAGGCUGCUUCCGUGGUUUAGCCCAGCCACGCCAGCCUUGAACUUGGAGUUCAAGCCUGUGCUUUGCCACGGAGCUGCCAGGGUAAUUGUUUAAACUCCCUGCUUCAAAUUCCCCCGAGUUAGAGAAUGAAUCCCUUUGUGCUGUCUAUCACUGCCCGUCCAUGGCACUCCACAUGUUGGUUUGAGCAUGGAUUAGGACAGCCUCCGAGCCAGCUGCUCCCCUGAAGCCAGAUUUGUUUCCCUGGAGAGAAGUAUCCUGCUCCAGAUGUUGGGAGAGAGUAGCAAAGCCAGGAAUAGGACUGAGUCCUGACUCCCGUGUUCUCUGCAAGCCUGGAUUCCUUUCCAGGACUGGGCAUGGUUGGAUGAAAGCACACGGAGGUAACACUCGUGCCAACAGCUGGCCGUGCUCUCAGCCUGGGGCUGUCCCCAGGGCCUUUCUCCAGCUCAGCCUAUGCUCUGGGGAUAGGCAGGAGCAGACAUCCCUGGGGGUCCCCAGCAGCGCUGCCCCAUGGUGAUGCCAGCCCCUGGGCCUUGCUGCCCGUCCUGGAAGCCCCUCCUGUGUGCGCUGCGCUCCGUGCAGCAGGGCAGGGCGUGCGCCGUGAGCCCCGGGCAGGAGCGGUGCCUGUGUGCCGCGGCUGCUGUGGGCAGCAGAAAGGCCAGCACGGCACUGCCCUGCCACAUCCCCUGCGUCCCUCCUCCCGGAGCUGCCAUCCAGCAUCUCCCGGGGGCUGCGGUGCCUGUCGCUGACCAUUAAAGCUGAGCCAGGAUCCCCCCGGCGCCGUCUGCCGCUGACCCCGGUAGGGACUGUGCUCAGGGCCGUCGGGAGGUGAAAGGUGAGCCGAACUCGGAACAAAUUAGUUCCAAGCAGAAGUUCAGCCAGUUACUCCAGAUUGGAUCCUUUGAUUUCCGCAACUCAGACUCCACUCAGUGAUCUGUAAUGAGUGACUCUCAGAAAUCCUCACAUUGCAGCACUUUGUUCCUGAGCUCACAAGUCAGCCCAUUAAUGGGUAAAGGAAAAGACCUUGAGUCUAAGAAGUCUCGGGUUCAGAGUCAGAAUUAUUUGACUUUUAAGCUUCCUUUAUCUGAACUCCUGCUGACUUCUUGUUUUCUGAGCCUGUUUGAAAGCUAGAAGUUACAUUGUUAAGAUCAAACAUUCUCUUUCCAGAUGGAGUUACAAUAUCUGUCUUUUAUAUAUAUAUAUAUUUUAAUAUAUAUAUAUAGUGUAUAUAUACCGGGGUGUAUAUAUAUUCCACUCUUUUUUUUUUUUUAAUCGUUCUUUCCAUUAAAAGAAACUAGACUUGUAGGCUCUUGUAAAUUAUAAUGUAAAACAUUUUUUUUAACCAGACAGUUCCCAAUUUUGCCCAAGGCAACUGGAAUAGCUGCGCCACAGAAGGCAAUAGGAAGGUGAUUAAUAUGAAUUUGUGACAUAUUUGAAAGAUGGGUCUUUUGCCAUAUAAAGAUUAUCAAACACA
This is a messenger RNA of Oxyura jamaicensis (ruddy duck), 4922 nucleotides long. It is a transcript of the gene DMAP1, whose product is annotated as DNA methyltransferase 1 associated protein 1. The transcript has 10 exons. Gene Ontology annotation, cellular component: NuA4 histone acetyltransferase complex; nucleus; Swr1 complex. The record is from RefSeq and is a predicted model, not a curated record. Gene Ontology annotation, biological process: chromatin remodeling; DNA repair; negative regulation of transcription by RNA polymerase II. NCBI's taxonomy places the organism in Eukaryota, Metazoa, Chordata, Aves, Anseriformes, Anatidae. Gene Ontology annotation, molecular function: transcription corepressor activity. Bases 135 to 1529 code for a protein of 464 amino acids.